AUGAAGUGUAUAACGGUUUUGGCACUACUUUUAGCCUGUACCAUGGGCUCAAUGGCCCUGGUGCCGCCACCUGUUAAUCCCAGUGGACCAGUAGCUGUUAUUCCCACCCCACCACCAGCACCGACAAUGGCUCAGGAUUUAACUGAAAUUAUGACAAUGGUAAACAUGAUCCAAUUGCGCCAACUAUUGACUCGCUACCUCCUAAACGAUGCCCAAUUCCAAGCUUUUGUUCGCAUCAUCAACUCCCAAGAUGCCUAUGUGACCUAUAUGCGUUUCCGUUCGCAACCUGAAGUUUUCGGUUUCAUUGCCUGGGUGAGAGCACAAAUUAUGUUGUCGGGCGGUGAAUUCCAAUUGGAAGAAUCUGAAGAACCAAUGACCAUCAUCAAUCAGACACCAUUCUGGGCUAAUACCGUAUUCGGAUGGCAAGGAUUUGUCAAUGAAUUCCUGUUGUAUUAUCCCGAAACUAUGAUUCGUAUGCACAUCACCACGAAGGUGGCUCAAAAUGGUAUCUUUACACAAUUCUGGAAUCGUUUGAAGGCUUUGAAACCGGUGUAUGAGCGUGUUAUUGCUACUCCCGAAGCCCAACGUGUUGCCGCUGCUUUGCAACAGAAUGGUAUUGAUAUUGUGCAAUUGGAUACAUUUAUUCGCAAUCAAUUCGGUUGGCAAAUGCCACCAACAUUGGCUCCCUCAACAACUGCUGUUCCCGCGGCAUCAUCUACUGCUGCUUCUGGACCAGUUGAUGUCCCUUUAGUUCCUGUUGUUUAA
Molecule: messenger RNA, 765 nt
Organism: Musca vetustissima
Lineage: Eukaryota; Metazoa; Arthropoda; Insecta; Diptera; Muscidae
Exons: 1
Coding region: 1-765 (254 amino acids)
Source: RefSeq, a predicted model, not a curated record